This is a messenger RNA of Athalia rosae (coleseed sawfly), 5448 nucleotides long. RefSeq names its product trace amine-associated receptor 9. Gene Ontology annotation, biological process: neuropeptide signaling pathway. Bases 940 to 2226 code for a protein of 428 amino acids. The transcript has 12 exons. Gene Ontology annotation, molecular function: corazonin receptor activity. The record is from RefSeq and is a predicted model, not a curated record. NCBI's taxonomy places the organism in Eukaryota, Metazoa, Arthropoda, Insecta, Hymenoptera, Athaliidae. Gene Ontology annotation, cellular component: membrane.
CUGGUAGUCAGUGCGCUGUCAGCCUCCGCACCGUCGCGACGCCCCUCACUCAGUACGCGACGCCGAACGUCGCGACGUGCCGUUCCAAGUUACAGGAGGGCAUCGGAUGUGGUCCAGGUAUAUCUUUUGGUGAUCGAGUGUAUGUUUGGAUCGAAUGAACAGUGUCGGGAUUUUUCAUCCGGUUCACGCCCCUGGAAAAACACUAGGGAAUAAAACCUCGGCGGCGAUGAUAGUGCGGGGGUUGAAUUCAAUGAUAAAGGGAGAAAACGACUGAGAUUUUUUAAAGCGAUAUAAAAACAACGCCAAAAAUAUCACAGCCGUGGAAAAAGUUAGCGAGGAGUGCUUGUAAACAAAAAUCUCGAACAAUUGAAGCUCUUUGAAUUCACGAUCAAGUUUACGGAGUUUAAAAAAAAAAAGUAAAAAGUAAAAAGAACUCGAACUUCGACGAGCGGGAAGUUUGACAAAGUUUAAUGCAGCGUUAAACGGUGUAGGACUGCAAAAUUUUCGGAGUUUAUUUAAUCUGCGCUACCAUUUUUUAUUUCCUCUUUUUUUUUUUGUUCUCUGAAUCGAUUCGGUUCGAUAUAAUCUGUUGACGAGAUGAUUGUCCGAUUAUUUUAAAAGGAAUCAUCUUCACCGCGCCUUUCGAAAGGCGUGGAGAAAUGGAGCGAUACUCGGAGACGUCGAUGCAGUUCCACUGUUUCCGGUAGGAUCGGAAUAAAAAAUAAAUAAAUAAAAUAACCGACAAUGUGAUACCGAUUCUGCGGGUGCUGCAUAUGGAAAGAAUCGUUGUUCGGGCGCGGCGUUGCGGUUUAAAGCCGCACAGAGCGAUGCGGAGUGUAAAAGAUUACCUCGAGGCCUCGUUACUGAGGAGGCCAACUAACGGCCAAAGAUCUUCUUAGCGAUAAUCUGCAGCUGGAUAAAAGAACGGCUCCAAAGAUCAUGCUGGAACAGAAGCAAACCAUCCUCCUCGCGCCCGCAUUGAGCAACAGCAGCUGCUGGAGGAGCGGACCGAUGACUUCUUGGUCAGGACCUGGACUCGGGGAACUCGUCAGAGCCGCGCUUAUCCUCGCUCUCAGCCUCGGAAUCCUUUGUGCAAAUUUGCUCGUAAUUUGUGUCAUCAAUAGCCGAAGGUACAGCAAGUACAUACACGCGCAGCCCAGGUAUUUGCUGACCAGUUUGGCCAGCAACGACCUCGCCAUCGGCCUUUUGGUUACGCCAUUUGGAUUUCUCCCAGCAGUUUACGGGUGUUGGCCCUACGGAGAAGUCGCCUGUCAAAUUCAAGCACUUCUCAGGGGGGCCUUGACGCAGCAAAGUGCGGUGAUUCUGGUCUGCAUGGCGAUCGACAGAUACAUGUGCAUGCUUCACCCCCACCACUACCACAGGCAUUCGUCGAAGAAGUAUUACAUGCGGCAGGGUUGCGUUGCAGUGAUGUCGACAACAUGGAUAGCUAGCGUAGCGGUUUUUGGCGCACUCGUUCUCCCCAGAGGCGGUUACUACUUCAACGGAUCCGGUCUCCUUGCCUGCGACCCAUUUUUCGCCAGAGCAUCCCUCAGAAUACUCGCCUGUUGUUGUUUCUACUUCCCAACAACGAUGGUGCUAAUGUACUGCUACGGGUCGGCGUUUCACGUAAACAAACUCCGACUUAAGAGGGUCGUCUGCGUCAACGCACCGGAAGUAAUUAGCGGAGGCCACAUCGAGAGGCUGGUUGCCCACGAAAGACGAUUGUCCACGUCAGCCUCGCGGACAAUGGCUGCCAUGAGUUUGGGGUUCAUUGUGAUGGUUACUCCGUGGACAAUUCAGGAAGUGGUCGCGGCUUGUACCGGAAGUAAGCCACCUCCGUUUCUGGAUUUCCUAGCCACAUGGCUCGCUCUCUCUAACAGCUUUUGGAACCCCUUUCUCUACUGGUUGUUGAACAAUCAUUUUCGGCGAAUAUCCAAGGAGCUACUGUACACCAAGAUUUUAUGCAGACCGAAACCUCUGGGCCCAAAGCAGCACUGUUGCGCAACAAGUACCGGAGGGUUGGAUAUUUGUAGUAUCGGUGGUUUGGAUUUGUCAGGUAUGGAGAGGUGCUCGAUGGAAAGAUGUUCGAUGGCUCGAUGUUCGUCGCUCUCGUUGGCGCCGACCCCUCCGCCUCUGCCGUGGGAAACGGGACCGGCGUGCGGAGGAAGCGGAGUCGGAGUCGGAGUCGGAGUCGGUAUCGGGGGUGGCAGAGAGAGCCCCACGUGAGUGCGGAGUGUCGCCACGCAGACGGAGGACGAAAACUCGUCCCCUGAUCAUCGUUGCAGUUAGUACUGCGUGGCGGCGAAACUUCUUGCUAACAAAAACGGCGAGCAUUCUCACCUUCGUCUUCCUCAUUAUUAUUCCCAUCGACGUAGCGAUCGUCAAACUCGCCGAAGACACCGACUAUCCGACUAUUUCCAUAAUAUAUGUAAACUAACGAUCACCCGGUUGUCGAGUGUCGUCGGUGACGUUAUCCGAUCACGAAAUUUCUUUUAAAUUUUACCCGGUCUAUCGAAGAUUAUUGAAAACUGGCGAGGAAUUUUUUCAGACGUGCAUGAGUUAGAAAACCCGACGAUCUCGAUUCGAGCAUUAUAAUUAUGACGAUGAGUAUGUAAAUAAUGCUUUUCUUUUUUCGAUUCUAACGUGAAUUUCAAAGCAAAAAAAAAAAAAAAAAUCAAGAAAUUACAGAUUGCGAGAGGUAAAUUUUAGAAUGAUCAGCGGUUGCCAAUUUCUAAGCGAUAAUAAAGUAAUACUAUUAUACUUACAUAUAUAGACACGUAAAUAAUGAUGAAUAUAAAAUAUUAUGAUGUACAUACCUAAAUAUGUGACAUGUAUUGUAAUAGGUAUAAUAUUAUAGUAUGUGAAAAAAACUGUAAAAAAAAAAAACAGCAAUGAGAAAAAUCAAUCAACGUAUUUACUAACGGUAGUUACGCAGUUACGAUAUUUAUAAUUACUAAUCGAUUUGAAAAUUGAAUGUUGAAAGCUGUGAGUGGAGACAUAAUAAUUUAGUUAUUUGGAUACGAAGCACGAGACGCUUCAUUCAUAAUUAAGCGACGCAAUUCGCGUAUACGUGGAAGAGGAUGAAAGUGAAUAUUGAAACUCGAUAAUUAAUUUCAGUGACGAUAUAAAUGAAGCAAAGGAAAAAAAAAAAAAAAAAUGAAACGAAAUUGUGAAGUUUUGAAUUCGUGGGAUUGGUAUGAUAAUGGACCAAAUCGACUGUAUUAUCUGCCUGUAUUAAAAUGAUUGCGUGGAGUUUGUCCUUAUUUUCUGCAUUUCAGUAUAAGGUGAAACUAGAAACAGCUGUGCAGCGCAACGUUGUUUAAACUUAUCGUUCCUCAAGAAACGCAUUAUUAUACGCGACAAAUGUGUUCAUAAACAUAUUAUAAUUUAAUGUUCAAAGUGUCUUGACCGUGUUUUAAUAAAUUCACAUCGUUAGGUCAAAAGUCCACCUUAGAAUGGUGCGAUGUAUUUUCACGAAGAUUAAAAUGUACAGAAAACAACGUGAUCGGUGUUGACUCCAUAUUUUUAUUCCGUCGACAAUUGAUUCUUAUUUUUUUCCAAUCGAUCGAUUGCCUCGUUCAUUUUCCCUCUCAUAUCUUCGAAUUUGAGUCAGACAAUUUCGAUAGCGAAUAAUUCGAUGAACUAUAAAUCACAUUCAUCGUGCACAUACAAUCAAGUAAUUAAUUAAAUCGUGGGCUUACAACUUCGUAAAAUUGUUGUAAACGGGAUUAAUUAUUAAACCGUUGAUUACUUGAACAUAAUAGAUUAGAUAGUACGAUAAUGAAUGUAGAAAGAAACAAAUGAAAAAAUAGGGCAAAGAAAUGGAGCGUUGUAAACUUGGAAGAGAACAAAAUAGUUACGGGUAACGCGCGUUUCUCUCGAUAAAUAUAUAAAUAAAACGCGAUUAUAAAUGUUUACGUUACCAGCUACUAAAAAAAAUUUCUACCGAGAUCUAUGAUAUGCGGAUAAUUUACUAAUUAUGAAUAAAACUUGCAGAAAAAAUAAUAUAUAGUAAAGAGACGUGAUAUCUCGAACAUAAUUGAGGGGUUAGAAUAUAAAUACUUUGAUACUCUUCGAGGAAACUUUUGUUAUAAAUUUAUAUGUAUAAAAUAACAUUAUAAUUAAUAUUAUUCAUUACGAUUGUAUACACGUCUGAUUUUGCGAUGGUAAUGACAACUGCGAUAGGAAACAUAAAAAAAUAUUCACGUUGAUCGCGAAUAUAAUUGUUAUAAUUUAUAGGUACUUGCAUACGUACGUAUAUACACAUAAAUGUAUAAAUAAUUAUUCUCGAGAGAAUGAAUAAUUGCCAAAGAAAUAAAUAAAAUAAAAUGUUUAAGCCAGUAAAAAAAAAAAAAAAUUAACGCACAACCGAGAGCGAGUAACUAAUUUCAUUGAGAUAAGAUGAAAUUUUUCAGUAGCUAGAAUAUUUAUAAUAAUAUUUGUUAUCGACGUAACUGAUCGAUCUGUGCAAUAUACAUAAGAUUUCCAUAAACAAAUUUUUUCCCCUUUCCCGGCCAUUAAACUACGAUAUACUGUAUACCGAUUUAGAAAAUAAUGUGACAUAAGACUAUUAAAAAGAAGAGAAAAUAAUAAUUAUGAUCGAAUAAACUUUGAAAUGAACUGUGAAGUGACCGAAUUCAAAAUUCUUUCCGAGUUGGCGUAUCGUGCCGUCUGUGGAUUAAUUUUUUUAUUUCUUUUAUAGCGGCGCAGUUUCCGCUGCUAAUUGCAAUAUACCUAUACUUGGGCAAUAUAUUCUCACUAACAUACCUCUAUAAGGUUGUCUCCUGUAUUCUUGUCGGAGAACGAUAGACGCAAGGAGUUUCGGCGUCGGGAUGUCGCCUUUGAAAACGGAGGAAAGUGCGCCCUGCAGAGGCGUCACCGAGUAAAGAAUUACUUCCGUCCAUUUUCCGCAAACUUCCGGACUCUCCGAUAUCCACCCUUUCAGGAUACGAAGGACUUCUCAGCUGAAAUGAACCAGGCUCAUAAUGAAGGACGACAAUCCCAUGUGUCAUUUACCGCACACAUUCUUUGGGAUUUGAUAUGCUUACAAGUUAUGGUAGUUUCUUGGUAAUAGCAGUUGGAUGAAGAAUAAUAUUCUGCAGCAGAAAUCAUCAGAGGACGAGUUUCAGCUGCCCAGGAACGAGUUCGCCAUAUGUCCUGAACACAAGACUCGGCGAUCUAUCCACGAGAUCGUUUAUCACCACGAUAUUCGUCAAAUUUUUGAUCGAGUGAAUGCUAUUUCAUAAAUUAUUCAUUAUAUAGCUAUAAGUCGACCGCUUCUUAAAAAAUAUCAAUUAUAUCCAGAUGUUAAUUCAAAUAACAAGUAAUCCCAAUUGUAAUGCAAUAUAUUUUCAUUGUCAGUAAGGAAAGUGUUUAUGCAAUAACAUAAUCGUAUUGUACAUGAUAAUGUAUAACAGGUAUAACAGGUAUUCAAUAAAAAUUGACUAC